Molecule: messenger RNA, 2440 nt
Organism: Nothobranchius furzeri (turquoise killifish)
Lineage: Eukaryota; Metazoa; Chordata; Actinopteri; Cyprinodontiformes; Nothobranchiidae
Source: RefSeq, a predicted model, not a curated record
UGAGUCUUGAUUUCACCCACACACCAAUUUUAUUACUCCUCUAUCCUCAUCUCUCCUGGAGAGCCGGGGACGUAAUACCUACGUCAUUUCUGGUUUGAUAGAAAAAAACUGUUUUCUCACAAAAAUGACCCCAAAAGCCUAAAUAAUGUAUGUACAUGUGCAUUUUUAUUUAGAACAAGUUCCUAUUAUGUUUCUAAACAUUUGUUUAAAGGAGGCAACCUGCAAUAGGCUCUUUAAGCUUAUCUUAAAAGUAGAUAAGGUGUCUGCCUCACAGUCUAAAGCUGGGAGCUGGUUCCAUAGGAAAGGAGCCUGUUAGUUUAAAUAUCUGCCUCCCAUCCUUGUUUUAGAUAUUUUAGAAACCACCAUUUUUGUGUUUUCUUUCAUUUUUUGAGCAGUAAAUGUAUCAACUUAUCAACUGUGUAUGAAUCUUCUGGCACUGAGCCAUAAUGCUGACAGUUGCUCAGAGCAAACUUAUUUGACUUCAUGCACCUUUAAAGUAGUGGUUCACUUGUUUAAUCAAUAUGUUUGCAGUAGUCUGUAGUAGGAAUUAAUGUCUUCCAAGUCAUACGGGGUGGGGGGUUCAGGUGCAGGAAUUACAAGUCAGCUUCAGAUGUCAGGAUUUUGAGUCUUAUGUUUGAUAAUUCAGACAUCUUGCCUUGGAUUGGGCAAAAGCAAUAUGACUCUACCACUGAGUCUGUUGAAAAGAAUUUCAACUUUGAUGUUGUAUCUCGACAUGUAACACAUGCCUGAAGAAGUUUUUUUAUAUGUUCCCAUUUUGACCUUUUUGAACUAUUUUGUGUGUUUUAGUGAGUGUCACAGAGGUCAAACCACGCCAUAAGAAACGGGUGAACGACAGAGGAGGGGGAGAUGGAGUCCAUUUCACCUGAGCAAUCAGCCACGGUAGAUGAGCUGCUGGAGGGGUGCAUCCAAGCCUUUGGUCAAAAUGGCACUUUGAACGAUGCUUCCCUCGUUCGGAUGUUUCUCAUGAUGCACCCCUGGUACAUCCCAUCUACAGACAUGGCUAAGAAGCUGGUGCUCAUAUCUCAGGAGGAGAGCUGUUCUGCUGAGCGUCGAACAAGAAUAUGCCACCUUGUCAAGUACUGGAUUUCUGAGUUUCCCGCAGAGUUCAAUCUGAACCCCGAGCUAGCAGAUCAGAUCAAAGACUUUAAAGACUUUCUGACCACAGAGGGCGAUGAGCACCAGAGCCAGCUCAUUGAUCUGGACAGUGUGCCAUCAUAUGAAUGGAAACGGCAGGUGACUCAGCGCGUCCCGUCUGUGUCCAAGAAAAGGAAAAUGUCCCUGCUGUUUGACCACCUUGACUCAUGUGAGCUGGCUGAACACUUGACCUACUUGGAGUACAAAUCCUUCUGCAAGAUUCUGUUUCAGGACUACCACAGCUUUGUGAUGCAUGGCUGCACAGUGGAAAACCCCAUCCUGGAGCGCUUUAUCACCCUCUUCAACAGUGUUUCUCAGUGGAUCCAGCUUAUGGUGCUCAGCAAGCCCACUGCGCCGCAGAGAGCUGCUGUCAUCUCCCAUUUCAUCAGAGUGGCACAGCUCCUAGAGUUGCAGAACUUCAACACACUGAUGGCAGUGGUGGGGGGCCUCAGCAACAGCUCCAUCUCUCGUCUCAAAGACACCCAGAAUCACAUCAGCACAGAGACAAACAAGGUUUUUAACAACUUAAUUGAACUAGUGACGUCAUGUGGAAACUACAGCAGGUACCGCAAGAGCUUCUCUGAGUGUUCGGGCUUCAGAUUCCCCAUUCUUGGCGUGCACCUCAAAGACCUGAUCGCCGUUCAUGUGGCACUACCCGAUUGGGAAGACAAAGAGAAGAUGCGGGUUAAUCUGCCCAAAACCCAACAACUGUACACCAUCCUUCAGGAGCUGGCGAUCAUCCAGAACACACCUCCAAACAUAGACGCAAACACGGAUCUACUCAAUUUGCUCACAGUUUCUUUGGACCAGUACCACACAGAGGAGGAGAUCUACCAGAUGUCUCUACUGAGGGAACCUCGUAAACCAGUGAACUCGAGCCCUACUCCUGCUCCUGAACCCAAGUCCACCAUGAUUGAUGAGUGGGCCAUAUCAGUAAAGCCCAGCGCCGACCCGACAAUCAUCAAGAAACACAUAGAGAAGAUGGUGGAGUCUGUUUUCAAGAACUUUGACACGGACGGUGAUGGUCAUAUCUCUAGGGAUGAAUUUGAAGCAAUCAGGAACAACUUCCCUUACCUCAGCAAGUUUGGGGAACUGGACAAGAACCGAGAUGGGAAGAUCAGCAGAGAUGAGAUGAUUGACUACUUUCUGAAAGCCAGCUCUCUACUGAACUGCAAGAUGGGUUUCGUCCACACGUUCACAGAGACGACCUACGUGAAACCCACUUUCUGCGAGCACUGCGCUGGUUUUAUAUGGGGCUUCUACAAGCAAGGCUACAAGUGUAAAG